This is a messenger RNA of Andrographis paniculata, 1122 nucleotides long. RefSeq lists its product as uncharacterized. The coding region runs from base 87 to 872 and encodes 261 amino acids. The transcript has 3 exons. The record is from RefSeq and is a predicted model, not a curated record. NCBI's taxonomy places the organism in Eukaryota, Viridiplantae, Streptophyta, Magnoliopsida, Lamiales, Acanthaceae.
CACAUAUAUACAUACACAAUGCUUACUUCACUUUCUACAGAGCAUAGCAAUUUCAUAGAUGCAGCAGCAGCAGGCGAGGUGUUAGUAUGGCGCAAUGGCUCAAUUUCCUCCUCCGCCCCUUCCGCCUCAUCAAUGGAGCCAUCGACUUCGCCACAACCUUGCUCUUCCUCCACUUCAUCGUCCUCUGGAGAAUCGCACUCAUGCCCCUCGCUCUCCUCUCCCUCCCCAUUCGUGCCCUAGCUGCACUCCAUCGCCAACGCCUCAUGGAGAUGCAAGUGCAGAGGUUGAAGAAAGCGCUGGAAGCCUCCCUAUGGGACCGGAAGGAUCUCAAGGAACAGCUCGACCGCGCUCUCCACCGCCGUAAAACGGCGGAGAUGAUGCUCGUCGAACUCGACGCCGAGCACGACGAGGCAAUUCUCCAAAUCGAGCUUCUCCUUCAACAGAUCGAGGAAUUGAAGGAAGAAAUCGAGAGAUUAAAGCGCCUCUCCACAGCGCCACAACUUCCCGGCGAUAAUGACAAAGAGCCUCGCCGGAACACUGCCGGAGAUACAAUCUCCGGCGAUGGCGCCGUGGCAAGGCAUAGAGCGGAGGCUCUCUCCCGGAGCCUUUUUAGUUUAACUUUAUGGCUCGGCGUGGGAGCAGUUAUGUGGCAAUCUCAAGAACCUUGCAUCCCUCUCAUGGCUGCGCUUUUCUCCGUCGUCGCAAUGUCUUUGAUGAGCGCCGUCCGAUUUUUCUCGGCGUUCGAGCAUAAACCUGCGCUCGACGCCGCAGUCCUCUUGAGCUUCAAUUGGUUUCUCGUCGGAACUUUGGCGUAUCCGAUGUUGCCGAGGAUUGUCUGGUUUGUAGCUUUACGCGUUCGAGAAUGUACCUAGCUAGUUUUCUUUAAUGAGCCAAGCCAGCCGAGCUGAGCCGAGCCAAAGUGUUUUAUAAAUCAAGUUUUUUUUGGAAGGAUAAGUCGAUCUGAGUUGAGUAGAGUAUUUUUGUAGAAUAUGGCUCUAAUGUAGGAAGUUUGUGUAGCUCUGUUUUUAACUGUGGGGAGUAUUUGAACAUGUUUUUGUGUAAUGGAAAUGCAUGUGAUAUGAUGUAGUGCACUAGCUUUGUUUAUCUUCCCGCACAUUUUUA